Molecule: messenger RNA, 2229 nt
Organism: Myripristis murdjan (pinecone soldierfish)
Lineage: Eukaryota; Metazoa; Chordata; Actinopteri; Holocentriformes; Holocentridae
Gene: aoc1
Product: amine oxidase copper containing 1
Exons: 4
Coding region: 1-2229 (742 amino acids)
Biological process (GO): amine metabolic process; response to antibiotic
Cellular component (GO): plasma membrane
Molecular function (GO): quinone binding; diamine oxidase activity; primary methylamine oxidase activity
Source: RefSeq, a predicted model, not a curated record
AUGAGGCUUCUCUAUCCUCUGCUACUUGCCGUCCUGGCAAGUUCUGUUGUGUCUGGAAGACGAGACUGGGCUCAUCAUGGUGCCCCCAUGUUUGCGGACCUCACAGUUCGUGAGAUGAAAGCAGUCCGGGCCUACUUUCAUGGUCUUCCACAACUAGGACUGACUGAUGCUCGCAGCAAGACCCUGAAGAAGAAUAGCAUCCUACUGAUAGAACUCCACCUGCCGAGGAAGCAUGAAGCCCUGAGGGCCCUCGACCGUGGACAGGCCAAACCUCAACGCCAAGCCCGUGUGGUGGUCCAGUUUGGGAACCAGACCAAGCCCAACAUCACUGAGUACAUCGUCAGUCCUCUGCCAUCCCCCACAUCUCACGAAAUCAAGACCUUCAAGGGGAAUAGGCCGAUCCAAUUUGACUCGCGGCCUAUCACCGCUACAGAGUAUGUUCACAUUGUUGCAAUCCUUGAGAAGAUCUCAACCAAGGCUCAGAAGAUCCUGUUUGAGACUACAGGAGGAUUUUCCUUCACAAACUGCACCAACCGCUGCCUGACAUUCUCAGACAUAGCCCCCCGUGGAGUAGGUCCAGGUGAAAGAAGAAGCUGGAUAAUGCUGCAGAAAUUUGUGGAGGGCUAUUUCAUUCACCCAGUGGGAUUUGAGGUACUGAUCAACCACCAAGAUCUCGAUCCAGAAAAGUGGACUGUUGAGAAAGUCUGGUAUAACGGCCAGUACUUUGACAGUGUGGAGGAACUGGUGGCAAAAUACGAGGCUGGAGAUGUGGAGAAGGCCAAGUUACCUGAGCACGACGAUGAUGACCUCUACUCUACCUACAUUCCCCGGGGUCACAGCAACACUCCCUCAGACAUCCACGGGCCGAAGCUUGUGGAGCCUCAGGGACCUCGCUAUCACAUUGAUCACAACUUUAUUGAAUACGCCGGAUGGUCGUUUGCCUACCGGGUGCGUUCAUCUGCUGGGCUUCAAAUCUUUGACCUUCGUUUCAAUGGAGAACGGAUUGCAUAUGAAAUCAGCCUCCAAGAAGCUAUUGCCAUCUAUUCAGGUGAUACACCUGCCGCCAUGCAGACCAAAUACAUCGAUGCUGGCUGGGCAAUGGGCACCUCAACCUUUGAACUAGCACCUGGGAUUGAUUGCCCAGAGAUCGCCACCUUUGUAGACCUCUACCACUACUACGACACAGACAAACCUGUGCGCUACAAAAAUGCACUUUGCAUUUUUGAGAUGACAACAGGGAUGGCUCUUAGAAGGCAUUUUAACUCAGACUUUGAGGGAGGAUACAACUUUUACGGGGGGCUGGAGAACACUGUGCUCGUGGUGAGGACAACCUCGACAGUUUACAACUAUGACUACAUCUGGGAUUUUCACUUCUACCAGAAUGGGGUGAUGGAAUCAAAGGUCAGCGCCACUGGAUACAUCCACGCUACUUUCUUUACACCUAAUGGCCUACACUAUGGAACUAAGGUGUAUAACUAUGUGCUUGGCAACCUCCACACACACCUCAUCCACUAUAAAGUGGACCUGGAUAUUGCUGGUCGAGAGAACAGCUUUGAGUCGAUGGAUCUGAAAUUUGUAAACUUCACCAACCCCUGGAGCCCAAAGAAUACAAUCGUCCAAUCAAAGCUCCACAGGACACAACACAAGACAGAGCGCUCUGCUGCCUUCCGCUUUGGCAAAAAGUUCCCCCGCUAUGUGCACUUUUACAACGCAAAUGAGAAAAAUAAGUGGGGCCAUGAGAAGGGCUACCGUAUCCAGUUCAACUCCCAUGCUUACAGCGUGCUGCCAAGAGGCUGGAGAGAGGAAAAUGGCAUCAGCUGGUCCAGGUACCCCCUGGCUGUGACACGGCAUAAAGACAGUGAGCAGACCAGCAGUAGCAUUUACACUCAGAAUGACCCCUGGGAACCCGUGGUGUCCUUCGAGGAUUACAUUCGCAACAAUGAAGAUAUCGUCAACCAGGACCUGGUAGCCUGGGUGACAGUAGGGUUCCUGCAUGUGCCUCACUCGGAAGAUAUCCCAAACACCGCAACACCUGGCAACUCAGUGGGCUUCUUCCUGCGACCGUUCAAUUUCUUUAAUGAGGACCCUUCACUGGCAUCCAAAAGCACCGUUAUCGUCCGACCAGGCAAGGAUGGCAAGCCCAAGGUUCAGAGAUGGACGCCGGAGGUCGUGGGUCACUGUGUGACAGACAAGCCCUUUUUCUUCAAUGGCACUUAUGCAGGGGUCUAG